Messenger RNA from Rosa rugosa (rugosa rose), 2793 nucleotides. Its product is annotated as disease resistance protein RPM1-like. Bases 19 to 2775 code for a protein of 918 amino acids. Gene Ontology annotation, biological process: defense response to other organism. The record is from RefSeq and is a predicted model, not a curated record. The transcript has a single exon. Gene Ontology annotation, molecular function: ADP binding. NCBI's taxonomy places the organism in Eukaryota, Viridiplantae, Streptophyta, Magnoliopsida, Rosales, Rosaceae.
UACUGGCAGAAGGCUACCAUGGCCUUUUCUGCAACGGAUCUCUUAAUUGGAAAACUUGUGACAAUUCUUGAGAACGAAGGAACAACAAUAGCUGGUGUUCGUGAUGAAGUUGACAAGAUUAAGCUGGAGCUUCUAAGCAUGAAAGCUUUCCUGGAGGAUGCAGAGGCCAACAAAGCAAAAACUGAAGGAGAGAAAUUGUGGGUUGCAAGCAUCAGAGACUUAGCCUAUGGUGUUGAAGAUAUAAUUGAUGAAUUCAUGUAUCACAUGUAUGAGAAGCAAAGUGGGAGAAGAGUACUAUCAAGGAGGCUACACAUGACCAUUUGCAUUCCAAAAACUCUUUGGUUUAGACGGAAAACUACACAGAGGUUAAAAAAAAUCACUGAAAAGAUCAAAGACAUUUCUGAGAGGAAUCAAAGGUACGAUGUUGGCCAUGUAGGAGGAACAAGUACUUCUGAAGAUAUUCACAAAUGGGUGCAGAACCAAGCCGACUCUUCUUUUUUCAUUAUGGAAGAGGAACUGGUUGGGAUUGAAGGCCAGAAGCAAAUACUAGUGGGGUGGUUGAUGGAUGAAGUGCAACACCAAACUGUUAUCUCUGUGGUUGGGAUGGGAGGUUCUGGAAAGACAACUCUGGUUGCCAAGACCUUCACCAACGAAAGGGUAAAGAGACAUUUCGAUUGUUGUGCGUGGAUUACCGUCUCCCAAACUUAUGCUGUGGUAGACUUGCUUCGAAGCUUGAUUAUGGAACUCCACAAAUCAAGAAAGGAAGGUUUCCCUGAAAAUUUGAAUGCGAUGAGCCACAGAGAAUUGCUAGAGUUACUGACGAACUACUUGGGGUCUAAAAAGUACCUUGUUGUUCUAGAUGACGUGUGGGAGAUAAGAGUUUGGAGAGAAAUAAAGGUAUCACUUCAAGAUAGACAACUUGGAAGUCGAAUAGUCCUGACAACUCGAAAUGAAGAAGUAGCAUCCAACUCUUUUGGAGUUGAAAACUAUGUUCACCAUAUUCGGCCCCUGCAAAAUAAUGAGGCUUGGGAGCUCUUCAGCAAGAAAGCAUUCUCAACUAAUCAGCACAAAACUUGUCCACCUGAUCUUGUGCCAUUAGCUCAGAAACUCGCGGAAAAGUGUGAAGGCCUUCCUUUGGCUGUCGUAGCUUUAGGUGGUCUUAUGUCUUCCAAGAAGUCCGUGGAUCAAUGGCAACAAGUCUGCAACAGCUUAAACUGGCAUCUAGAUAACAAUUCAUUGCUAGACCCUGUGAAAAACAUCUUGUUGCUGAGUUUCAAUGAUUUGCCAUCUCAAUUGAAACAUUGCUUCCUCUAUUGCUCUCUUUUCCCAGAAGAUUUUUCAGUUAAGAGAAAACGGCUUAUUAGAUUGUGGAUAGCUGAAGGAUUUGUUGAAAAUGUGAAAGGUGUCACACCCGAACAGGUUGCAGAUGGCUAUCUUUGGCAACUCUGCUUCCGUAGCAUGUUAGAAGUUGUUAAAAGAAAUGGAACAGGAAGGCCAAAAAAAGUUAAGAUGCAUGAUCUGAUGCGAGAGCUUGCUUUGUCGACAUCCGAGAAAGAAAAGUUUGGACUUGUAUACGAGGGGAGAGAAGUAAUGGAAGACAUCUCAAGCCGUCGCUUGUCAAUUCACAAAAUGGAAGGAGAAAUUAAACCAUGCCCGGGUAUGUCAAACAUUCGUUCUCUUCUUGUCUUUGCCACUGACAUGUCCUCAUUGACUUUCUCAAAUACACUGGUUUCUCAUUUCAAAUUGUUGAGGACUCUAGACUUGGAGCAUGUCCAAAUUGAUAAACUGCCAGGUGCAGUUGUUUACUUGUUCAACUUGAGAUACUUAAAUCUGAUGGGCACUUUAAUCGAGAAACUUCCAGAGUCCAUAGGGCGUCUCCGCAACCUUCAAUUUCUAAACCUGAGGCGUACUAAGAUAGAGUCACUUCCGCAAGGAAUUGCAAAGUUGCUAAACCUGCGCCAUCUAAUUAUGUUUCGCUACAGUGGAAAGUAUCUGGACUUCAGACUUGUAAGGGGGACAAGAGCGCCACCAAAUAUUUGUAAGUUGCAGAAAUUGCAAUGUUUAUCAAUUAUUGAAUCAGAAGGGGACACUAUUAGACUUAUCGGCAACAUGACUCAACUUAGGAGCAUCGGCAUCUCGAAUGUGAAAGAAAGAGAUGAGAUUGACCUUUGGGUCUCAAUUAAGAAGUUGACUCCGCUGCAAUCUAUGGUUUUAAUAGCAAGUGAUGAAGAGGAAAUUCUUCCGGUGAAAGCACAAUGUCCAGCUCUUCCGCACCUUCAAACGCUUUUUUUGUUUGGCAGACUACAAAACGUAAUACCUUGGUUUUCUUCACUGCAUAGCCUCACAGCUCUGGUUCUACGUUGGUCUAGACUUGAAGACGAUUUACUGCCUCAAAUUGAAGCACUGCCCAAUCUGACAACGCUCUCUCUUUGUAAUGCAUAUGUUGGGGAAGAGUUGUGUUUCAGCAGAGGAUUUGUAAAGCUGGAGAGGUUGCAGUUGUUGAAAUUUGCCUCGGUGAAAAAGAUAACUAUAGAAAAAGGGGUGAUGCCAAAUCUCCAGAUCUUAAGGGUUGACCACUGCAUGGAACUGCAGGCAGUGCCACAGGGCCUUGAAUACCUUUCUAAUCUACAAUCUUUGGGCCUGGCAGAUGUUCCCAUUGAAGUUAUACAGCCCAUUCGGAAAGGAGGUGAGGAUCGCUUUAAGGUACAACACAUUCCUGAGAUUAUACAUGUUUUCGAACAAUCAUCCAACUUGGUCUUCGAAAACUUAGCCUAGCCCUAGCAUCUGCAUUUC